AUGGCUCCGCCCCCCGAGAUUGCGAUACCCUCGACGAGCGUCUCCGACGAAGGCGCCUCCAAGCCCUUUACGCUCUACAACAUCACCCUCCGCCUCCCCCUGCGAUCCUACGUGGUCCAGAAGCGCUACUCCGAGUUUGCCAAGCUCCACAACACACUGGUCGAGCAGGUCGGCAGCCCGCCCCCCGAGCCGCUGCCCGGCAAGCACUGGCUCAAGUCGACGGUCAAGUCGGCCGACCUGGCGAGGGGCCGGCAGCUCGGCCUGGAAAAGUACCUACGCACCAUUGCCGAGACGCCAGACCGGCGAUGGCGGGACACGUCGGCCUGGCGCGCCUUUUUGAACCUGCCCAGCUCCAGCAACGCCAACUCUGCCGUGUCUGCCGCCGGGAGGGUCGGCAGCACGGGGGCCGGGGCCGCGGACCCGGGGACGUGGCUGGACAUGCACCGGGAGCUCAAGCAGGGCCUUCUCGAGGCGAGGCAGUGUCUGUCGAGGAGAGACGGCGCCGCGGACGGGGGGGACGGCACGGCGGUGGCCGAGGCUGGCGCGGCGGCCAAGCGGGCCCUCGUCAGGGCAGGGACAUUGCUUGCCACGCUGUCGGACGGCCUCCGCAGGAUGCAAGAGUCGAGCCGGCUUGGCGAUGGAGAGCUACGGCGGCGACGAGACUUGGUGUCUACGGCCCGCAUGGAGCGAGACGCGCUGGAAAGGCUGUCCAACAGCAUGCCCAGCUCGGCAUCGGGCGCCGGACGAGGGAAUGGCGGGCAAGGACAUCCGUCGGCAUCGGAGAAGGCAGCUCUGCUACAAGGAGGCAGGCCGGGAGGCCGUGUGCUAGGCGCGCCGCUGCCGGAGACGGACAAGACGCGGGAGCUGGACAACCAGGGCGUGCUGAUGCUGCAGAAGCGGGAGAUGCAUGCGCAGGACGAGCAGGUGGAGCAGCUGGCGGCCAUCAUCCGGCGGCAGCGGGAGAUGGGGCUCAAGAUCAACGAAGAGGUGGAAGCGCAGAGCGAGAUGCUGGAGCGGAUGGACCAGGACGCGACGCGGGUGCAGGGCAAGGUGACGGUAGCCAACAACCGCCUCAAGAAGAUGUGA
This is a messenger RNA of Hirsutella rhossiliensis, 1086 nucleotides long. RefSeq names its product PX domain-containing protein. The coding region runs from base 1 to 1086 and encodes 361 amino acids. Gene Ontology annotation, molecular function: SNAP receptor activity; SNARE binding; phosphatidylinositol binding. Gene Ontology annotation, biological process: Golgi to vacuole transport; vesicle fusion; intracellular protein transport. The record is from RefSeq and is a predicted model, not a curated record. The transcript has a single exon. Gene Ontology annotation, cellular component: SNARE complex; endomembrane system. Lineage: Eukaryota; Fungi; Ascomycota; Sordariomycetes; Hypocreales; Ophiocordycipitaceae.